UUGGCGGGGCCGGGGUCACGACACGGAAGCGGAUCGGCCAUGUUGCCGGGUGACCCCGGGAGGGAAUCGGUUGCCGUGAGGGUCCCGGAGUGCUUUCCCUUCCUCCUCCUCCUCCUCCUCCCCGGUCCGUUCCCGGUCGCCCGUCCACGCACCCGUCUUCCCCCAUGGCAGCGUGGUCCCGGGAGGCUGUCCUGACCCUCUACCGGGCCCUGCUGCGCCAGGGCCGCGGGCUGCGUUACACCGACCGGGAUUUCUACCUCGCUUCCAUCCGCCGCGAGUUCCGCAAGAACCGAGGGCUGCAGCAGCUAGAGGACAAGGAAAGACAGUUGGAGAAGGGGCAAGCUUUCCUGCAGAGCAAACUCGGGGGCCUGGUUUAGAGAUUCCCUGUAGCUCCUUUUGGCCCCGCUUACUUCCCUCUUCUUUCCAAAACCCUCUCGCCAACCAAAAAAGAUGAUUAACGCUCUCUGCCCACCACUGUUUUGAAGAAGUCUGGAAGGUGCUUCCCCAGGCACACCAGGAGGGCUCUCCUGUUCUCUUUACAAAUGCGUUAGGUCACAGGUGAGAUGGCAGGCGCUGGGCAGCGCAAAGG
This is a messenger RNA of Aquila chrysaetos chrysaetos, 589 nucleotides long. Its product is annotated as MIEF1 upstream open reading frame protein-like. The transcript is spliced from 3 exons. NCBI's taxonomy places the organism in Eukaryota, Metazoa, Chordata, Aves, Accipitriformes, Accipitridae. The record is from RefSeq and is a predicted model, not a curated record. The coding region runs from base 165 to 377 and encodes 70 amino acids.